AAUGCAAGCAAGGAUGCAGAGGUGGUGUGGCGAAUCAGGACCAGUUUCAGGCCUGCGCUCACUCUUCAUACCCACGUUGCUGCGUGCCGUAGACGGAUCGUGAGAGAAGAAAGAAGAGGAAGAAGAAGAAGAAGAAGAAGAAGAGGAGGAGUGUCUCCUGGCCCUCGGUGUUUAUAGAUCAAAGGAUCGAAAGAAAGCAAGGAAGGAAGGAAAAGGGAAGAAAAGAAGAAAAAGAAAUUGACCAUGUUGACUCGAGCCGUUUUCUCCUCGAUUUUGUUGAUCACUUGCGUGACCUUGGGCAGGGCGCAGUUUCGGUGUCCCGAGCCAAAAGGCUUCUUCCCUGACCCGGAACAGUGCGACCUCUACUUCGCCUGCGUGGACGGAAAAGCGGAAGAGAAGCUCUGCAAGGAUGGACUCGUCUUCAGGGACGACAAUCCUAAGAAGGAGCUGUGCGACAUCCCUGCCAACGUGCCUUGCGGAGACAGAACUUUGCUUCAGGAGCCACAACCGAGCAAAGGAUGCCCCCGCGCGAACGGCUACUUCAAGCACGAGGACCCAACCGCGUGCGAUCGUUUCGUGAACUGCAUCGACGGCGUUGCCCAGACAAUGCCCUGCCCACCCGGCCUCAUUUACGAGGACAAAAUGUCGAGUUGCGUGUGGCCAGCCGACGCAAGUAGAUUGUGCGAGAACGUGAAGAGGGACGUUCUCGACGACGGUUUCGUAUGCCCUGACGGGGACGUGCCCGGCCCUCUGGGCAGGAUUCUACCCCAUCCGACUUAUCCCCAUCCGGACGACUGCGCCAAAUUCUACAUCUGCAAGAAUGGCGUGGUGCCGCAGAAAGGGCAGUGCGAGCCUGGCACCGUUUACAGCGAGGACAGCUUUAAAUGUAUGGAUCCUGAGAGCGUUCCUGGAUGCGAGGAUUACUACAAGAGCAAAAACUAAUUAAA
Molecule: messenger RNA, 947 nt
Organism: Apis dorsata (giant honeybee)
Lineage: Eukaryota; Metazoa; Arthropoda; Insecta; Hymenoptera; Apidae
Product: protein obstructor-E-like
Exons: 3
Coding region: 244-942 (232 amino acids)
Cellular component (GO): extracellular region
Molecular function (GO): chitin binding
Source: RefSeq, a predicted model, not a curated record